Messenger RNA from Sorghum bicolor (sorghum), 1931 nucleotides. Its product is annotated as transcription factor MYB16. The record is from RefSeq and is a predicted model, not a curated record. The transcript has 3 exons. NCBI's taxonomy places the organism in Eukaryota, Viridiplantae, Streptophyta, Magnoliopsida, Poales, Poaceae. Bases 320 to 1600 code for a protein of 426 amino acids.
CCUCGGUGAUCACUGCGUCGCUUUCUCGCUUUGGCACCGCCCCUGCUCUGCUCACUGGCAAUUGCUGCUGCUGCUGCUGCCUGCGCUGCGCUCGCAGUAGUCACUCACAGUGCCCGCUGCCCCGCCCUGGCCCUGCUGCCAAAAGGAAAGGAGGAUCGCGAGCAGUCAAUUGCGCCGAUCCCCUGGGGGUUUUUAAGGGGAAACGAGCGAGGAGCGAGGCUGAAUUGCUGCGAGUGAGGCCGGCCGCGCGAGAGGGAGGAGGAUCAGGCGGCGAGGGGUUGGGCUGUGUUGCUGCGCGGCGGCGCGCGGCGGGCGGGCGAUGGGGCGAUCGCCGUGCUGCGAGAAGGACGGGUUGAAGAAGGGGCCGUGGACGCCGGAGGAGGACCAGAAGCUGCUCGCCUACAUUGAGCAGCACGGCCAUGGCUGCUGGCGCUCGCUGCCCGCCAAAGCCGGGCUGCAGCGGUGCGGCAAGAGCUGCCGCCUCCGGUGGACGAACUACCUCCGGCCGGACAUCAAGCGGGGCAAGUUCAGCCUGCAGGAGGAGCAGACCAUCAUCCAGCUCCACGCGCUGCUCGGCAACAGGUGGUCGGCGAUCGCGACGCACCUCCCGAAGCGCACGGACAACGAGAUCAAGAACUACUGGAACACGCACCUCAAGAAGCGGCUGGCCAAGAUGGGCAUCGACCCGGUCACGCACAAGCCGCGCUCCGACGCGCUCGGGACAGGCGGCGGAGGAGGGCCCGGCGGCGCAGCGGGCGCGCAGCACGCCCGGGCCGCGGCGCACCUCAGCCACACGGCGCAGUGGGAGAGCGCCAGGCUCGAGGCCGAGGCGCGCCUGGCGCGCGAGGCCAGGCUGCGCGCGCUCGCAGCCUCCGCCGCCUCCGCGUCCUCGUCCGUCUCGGCGCCGCAGCCGCAGAUGCCCGGACACGCCGCGGCGCACCGGCUCGACUCGCCGACGUCCACGCUCAGCUUCUCCGAGAGCGCGGCGCUCGCAUCGGUCCUGCAGGAGGCGCACGGCGCCGCAGCGGCUGCGGCCGCGGCCGCGCGCGCCGCCAUGCAUCCCAUGCAGGCGUACGAGGUGGCGUGCAAGGAGCAGCAGCAGCAGUGGGGCGAUCAUGUUGUCGAUGUCGCUGACGCAGGGUUCGCAGCGGCGGGGUUCACGGGCCUGCUUCUCGACGGCUCCUUGAGCCAGCAGGAUCUGAGGCCGGCGACGAGGAACGACGAGGACGCAGCCGAGGCGGACGCCGGGCUGCAGGAGACGGAGGAGGAGAAGAACUACUGGGACAGCAUAAUGAACCUGGUAAACUCGUCGUCGUUGCCGACAUCAUCAGUAGCAGUGCCCGCUGCCGAGGCGUUCCCGUCUUCGGCGUCGUUACCGACGUCAAUGGCGAUGCCCGCGCUCGAGGCAUACUCGUCUCCGGCGUCGUUGCUGACGACGACAGUGGCGAUGCCCGCGCUCGAGGCGUACUCCUCGUCGUCGUCGCUGCAGACGUCAGUCGCAAUGCCGGCGCCCGAGGCGUACUCGUCGUCAGCCUCGUUGUCGACGUCAGUCGUCGCUGUGCCCGCGCCCGAGGCCUACUCUCCGGCGCUGGAGUUCUGACUCGUGAGCCCUGGACAUGUUCGCCGGCAUCCGGGAAAUGACACAGUAAAUAGCUAGCUACUUAUUUCGGAACAAUAAGGUCGAAGUACUACUAAUAUUGAUGGUUAAACUCGCGGUCUUGGGUUAAUUCUGACAGCACCCUGAUUAAACAUGUGAGAAAGAUGGUUGUACCGAAUUUAGAAUCUGUUACUUGUUCACCAGUUGCCAAAGCGUCUUCUAGACUGUAGAACAGUGACCAGAGCGUCUCAUCUUUGCUCUGUAUGUAAUUCGACAACCACUUUCAUCAGCAAUAUAGUGGAGCUAAUCGAAAUGGGAAGAACUCUUUUCUAUU